AUGCAUAUAUCAACAACUUUCUCUCUCUCUCUGCAAACUGUUUGAUUUGCUUGUGAAGAUUGCUUUGCAAGAAAGUGAGAUAAAAGAUGAAUUUGAGACUGUCUCUUCCUUUGAUCUUAGUUUUGAUUAUAGUUCCUCAAUCGAUUCAAGGUUCCGACUUGAAAACCUUCUUAAAUACGCUAUCUCCCAAAUCUCCUUACUCAUUCGUCUUCCCUCUCUCCGGCAAUGUCUUCCCUCUCGGAUAUUACUCGGUCUCUCUUCAAAUAGGAAAUCCUCCAAAGGACUUUACUUUUGAUGUUGAUACUGGCAGUGAUCUCACAUGGGUUCAGUGCGAUGCUCCUUGCUCUGGCUGCACUGUGCGUACUGAACUUCAGUACAAGCCUAAGUCAAACACUGUCCCAUGCUCAGACCCAAUUUGCUCAGCUCUACACUGGCCUAAGAAGCCUGAAUGUCAAAACCCUAAAGACCAAUGUGACUACGAGAUCGAAUAUGCUGAUCAAGGUUCAUCAAUUGGUGCACUUGUCGUUGAUCAGUUUUCUUUAAAACUCCUAGACGGCUCGUCUUUGGUACCUCGCUUAGCAUUCGGGUGUGGUUAUGAUCAGCAUUUCCUUAGUGCACAUCCUCCACCUGCUACUGUUGGAGUUUUGGGGCUUGGGAAAGGGAAAAUCAGCAUCUUGACACAGCUUGUCUCGGCAGGACUAACUAGAAAUGUGCUUGGGCAUUGCUUAAGCUCAAAAGGUGGAGGCUUUUUGUUCUUUGGAGACAAUGUCAUUCCCUCUACUGGUGUAUCCUGGACAACAUUAGUGUCACCCGGGUUCGAUUCGCGCUGGGAGAGACUAUUUACAAUGCUUGGGUUCCCGACAAAGAGCAACCACUACACGACUGGACCAGCCGAGCUUCUUUACAACGGGAAGCCAACAGGUUUAAGUGGCCUCAAACUCAUCUUUGAUUCCGGAAGCACCUAUACUUAUUUCAACAGCAAGACAUACCAAGCAAUAGUUAACCUGAUUGGAAAUGAUCUGAAAGGUAAACCGUUGAAGGAUGUGAAAGAGGAUAAGACUUUAGCAAUAUGUUGGAAAGGAGCUACGCCUUUGAAAUCUGUUCUUGAGGCCAAGAACUUGUUCAAGACCUUAACAAUCAACUUUAAGAAUGGCAGAACAAACUCUCAGCUCCAGAUUCCACCUGAGUCUUAUCUCAUCGUCUCUAAAACUGGGAACGUCUGUUUGGGAAUACUGAAUGGAAGUGAAGUAGGACUACACGACUCCAACGUAAUUGGAGAUAUAUCUAUGCAAGGAACUAUGGUGAUCUACGACAAUGAGAAACAACAACUCGGAUGGGUUUCUGCUGAUUGCGAUAAGCUUCCAAAGUGAUGAUAGAUUCAAAGAUUCACCAUAUAUUAUUAUAUAGCUUCAUAGUUUAAAUUUUUCACAAAUAAAACAAUUGAGUGACCGUAAACGAUUAUCAUAAGACAAAUCCACUAGAAUAUACCGGAAGUAUUACUAAACUUUAACGUGCGACUUUUUGAUACAAGGAAAU
Messenger RNA from Brassica oleracea var. oleracea, 1536 nucleotides. RefSeq names its product aspartic proteinase Asp1-like. The transcript is spliced from 8 exons. NCBI's taxonomy places the organism in Eukaryota, Viridiplantae, Streptophyta, Magnoliopsida, Brassicales, Brassicaceae. Gene Ontology annotation, molecular function: aspartic-type endopeptidase activity. Bases 87 to 1370 code for a protein of 427 amino acids. The record is from RefSeq and is a predicted model, not a curated record. Gene Ontology annotation, biological process: proteolysis.